This is a messenger RNA of Propithecus coquereli (Coquerel's sifaka), 1809 nucleotides long. RefSeq names its product low affinity sodium-glucose cotransporter-like. Gene Ontology annotation, molecular function: D-glucose:sodium symporter activity. Lineage: Eukaryota; Metazoa; Chordata; Mammalia; Primates; Indriidae. The record is from RefSeq and is a predicted model, not a curated record. Gene Ontology annotation, biological process: sodium ion transport; transmembrane transport. Gene Ontology annotation, cellular component: plasma membrane.
AUGGCCAGCACGCUGCGCCCUGGCACCGUGGCUGGGACCGCAGAGCCGCCUGCACUGUCAGAGCGCCUCCAAAACCCUGCAGACAUCUCUGUCAUUGUCAUCUAUUUUGUGGCGGUGAUGGCUGUUGGGCUGUGGGCGAUGCUGAAGACCAACAGGGGCUCGGUGGGAGGCUUCUUCUUGGCUGGUCGAGAUGUGGCUUGGUGGCCAGUGGUGACCAUGCCGGAAUAUCUCAAGAAGAGGUUUGGUGGGAAGCGACUCCAGAUCUACCUUUCCGUCCUCUCCCUCUUCAUCUGUAUGGCUUCAAGAAUCUCAGCAGACAUAUUUUCUGGAGCCAUAUUCAUCAUGGCCUUGGGAUUGGACCUUUACCUGGCAAUUUUCAUCCUCUUGGCUAUUACUGCCAUUUAUUCCAUCACUGGGGGCUUGGCCUCAGUGAUUUACACAGACACCCUCCAGACCAUCAUCAUGUUGAUUGGGUCUUUUAUUCUCACGGGUUUUGCAUUUGCCGAAGUUGGAGGUUACGAGAGUUUCAUGGAGAAGUACAUGAAUGCCAUCCCGUCCAUAGUUGAAGGGGACAACCUGACAAUCGACGCCAGGUGCUACACUCCUCAGGUGGACUCCUUCCACCUUUUCCAAGAUCCUGUCUCUGGGGACAUUCCGUGGCCAGGAAUGAUAUUGGGAAUAUUCAUUACAUCUCUGUGGUACUGGUGCACAGAUCAGGUCAUUGUGCAGCGCUGCCUCUGCGGCAAGGACAUGUCUCACGUGAAGGCCGCCUGCAUCACAUGCGCUUAUCUGAAGCUGCUGCCCAUGUUCCUAAUGGUGAUGCCGGGAAUGAUCAGCCACAUUCUGUACACAGAUAAGGUGGCCUGUAUCGUGCCUUCUGAGUGUGUGAAACAGUGCGGCGUUGAAGUUGGCUGCAGUAACUAUGCCUACCCAAUGUUGGUGCUGCAACUGCUGCCAGCAGGGCUGAGAGGCCUGGUGCUGUCGGUCAUGCUGGCCUCCCUCAUGAGCUCCCUGACCUCCAUCUUCAACAGCGCCAGCACCCUCUUCACCAUGGACAUCUACUCCAAGGUGCGGAAGCAGGCGUCGGAGAAAGAGCUUCUGAUAGCAGGACGGAUAUUUUUCCUCGUAGUAACUGUCGUCAGCAUCAUGUGGGUUCCACUAGUACAGGUAUUUCGAAAUGGACAGCUGAUCCACUACUCAGAAUCAAUGGCUAGUUACCUCGGGCCUCCAAUUACAGCUGUCUUCCUGCUGGCUGUCUUCUGUAAAAGAGUCAACGAGCAGGGAGCGUUCUGGGGUCUAAUCAUUGGACUUGUGAUGGGCCUUAGUCGUAUGAUCGCAGAGUUUGCCUACGGAACAGGGAGUUGCUUGGCUGCCAGUGACUGUCCCAAGAUUUUCUGUGGCGUGCACUACCUGUACUUUGCCAUCAUUCUCUUCUUUGGGACCAUACUAGCCGUCCUGGGAAUUUCCCUCUUAACAAAACCCAUUCCUGACUUGUAUCGCUUGUGCUGGGCUCUUCGGGACAGUACAGAGGAACGAAUCGAUUUAGAUGCAGAUGAGAAAAGGCUGGAAGAAUCCCGUGAUGGUGUUGAAGAAGAUUAUCCUGAGCGAUCUCGUGGAUGUCUCAGGAAGGCUUGGGACUUAUUCUGCGGUUUGCAGAAGACAGGACCCAAGCUGACCGAGGAGGAGGAGCAAGCCCUGAGGCAGAAGCUGACUGACACGUCUGAGAGGCCCCUGUGGAAGACCAUAGUGGACGCCAACGCCAUCCUCCUCCUGGCCGUAGUAGUCUUUGCUUAUAGCUAUUUUGCCUGA